AUAUGGAAUAGUGUACUGUAAAAGUAAAGGUCACAUAAAGUUUGUUAACGGAGUUCGAGAAGCAAUCUCAAUUCAUUGUCUCUGCAACUAGGGGUGGGCAUUGGUUUGACCAAACCACUCCUAACCGCUCCAAACCGCUCCAACGGUCAAUCCAAACCGUACCGUUAACUAUCGGUUUCGUUUACGGACUAACCAUUUAGUUAUUAGUGGUUCGUGGUUUGGAUUGACCGAAACCACACGGUUACGGUUCAAAACCGCAAACCGCUAAUUCUUAGUGAAUGUCGUCCACCACCAACGCACGAUAGCUUUGCAGAGAUUUUCUUCCUCACCGCAAACCACUAUCCUCCCGGCGGCGAUUCUUCUUCCCCAUCCAGUCCCCGCCGGCCGCCAGAUCCGCACUAUUCCCUCUCUACCCGGCGGCGAUUCUUCUUCCUCAUCCAUACCUAGCGAUUUUUCUGUUCCUCUCGACGUUGCACAACACCAAGAGACUAGAGAUCCCGAGCUUCAUAGAUCGACGCCGACGACGCUUCCCCUGACCUAAAAUCCAGAUUCGCACCUCCGCCGGCCUCCGCAUCCAGCUCACACCGUCGUUCUGGGGCUGUAAUGAAUCUGUGAAUUCGAUAUCAAGCAAUAGGGAAACAGAAGAUACUGUUAUUGGAAAGAUGAAGUCUAAAGGCUCACAGGAAAAACGAGCUCGAGCACCGAUACCCAGCAGCAAUGUGCUUAGUGUUAGUGAGGUUGAGUGUGAUGAUAUUGGAAUGGAUUCCUCAAGUGGGGAAGAGAUGGAAGUCGAAAUGGAUGCAAGUACGAGCAAGGUGGCUUCUAGUGAUCAUACUGGUUCAGCUUCGACUCACAUUAAUUCACCAAUGCCAAAAGGGAGGAGGCUUACAUCAAAAGUUUGGGUCCAAUUCAGAAGGUAUAAGAAGGACGGUUUAUUCAAGUCAUCAUGCAUCAAAUGCGGGAAGACUUAUGCAUCUAAAUCACGUAACAAUGGAACUAGUGCACUCCGCCAUCAUAUGAGUAAACCGUGCGGUGAUGGAAAAGAGUUGAGCAUGAUUAUGAAGGCUAUUGGUAUAUCUGAUGUUCCACUUCCCCUGGUGCUCUCGAUUGGAUUCUACGCUGUGAUGUGGGGGAAAGCUCAUGAGGAUGAUUGCUGCAGCCAGCAGCAGGACACUGAUCAGUCCACAGAGAAAGCUCCUCUGUUGCAGAAUUGCAGAAGGAAUGCACAAGUUUAA
Messenger RNA from Linum tenue, 1235 nucleotides. NCBI's taxonomy places the organism in Eukaryota, Viridiplantae, Streptophyta, Magnoliopsida, Malpighiales, Linaceae. The record is from the annotation of a GenBank genome assembly.